AUGGUCCCCAAUAUGCGAGCGCUUCUUAUCUCAAGCUCAUAUAACGGGCUUCUUGGACCGGCCAACGACAUAAGACUCAUGGGGAGCGUCCUUGGCCGCAAAGGGUUCAAGAUAACAGAAUGCUCUGGGCACAAUGCCACCCGAGAUGAAAUCAAGUCAGCCUGGUCGAAGCUUAUUCAGGAAUGCUCUGAUCAAGAUGUCGUCGUGAUUUACUAUUCAGGGCAUGGAAGCCUGGUCCAAUCGCCCAUACGUCCAACAGCGGGUUCAGAACAGAGAGCAAAUGAUGAAAAAGCGCCUUGGCGCUAUCAGUUCCUUGUUCCCAUGGACUACCAUAAAACGACGAACGAAGACUUUAGGGGCCUAUUGGAUGUUGAGCUAUCACAUCUGCUUCGCGACACAACCCAAAAGACCAAGAAUGUUACGGCUAUACUUGACUGCUGUCACUCUGGUCGCAUGUCGAGAGACCCCGGCCUCGGCCCAAGGGCAGUUCCUAGAUAUAUUGCCGAGCAGGAGCAUGAACGCAUUGGAGAGUAUGUGGAGGGACUCAGAAAAAAGGGGGAACUCAAGGGUGAGACAUUCCUCGAGGGCGACCCACACGCAGUCCGAAUCGUUGCCUGCAACACCAGUGAAAGUGCCUUUGAGUAUGAAACUACGUCUGGCUCGUGGAGUGGUGCCUUCACGGAAGCUCUUGCUCAGGCACUGGAGGAAUCGAAUGGGCAGGAGGUGUCCUGGAGCACCAUGAUGCUCCGUGUGGGACAGCUUGUGAAUGUCCGCUUUCCCCAGCAACAUCCGCACUUGGAAGGACCGCACGAUCGUAUCCCAUUUACCCUCAAGGGAGCAUCAAGGUCAUUGUUUCUUAGCAUGGAAGGGGAUGUGGCAAUAUUGUCCGCAGGAAGGGUUGGCGGCGUUCGGGAGAACAAUGUCUACGCGAUAUACCCUUUCACCUCUGGAGCAGGCAAUCCCAGAUCCCAGAUCGCCACAGCGUUCGUCACCAAGGUUGAAGGGUUCAAGUCUCGUGUGCACCUGGAAUUCGAAGAGGAAGAAAAGUGCAUCCCUGCAGAGGGUGCAGAAGCAGUCUUAGAGCAGGAGGCACUGUAUGAGUGGCCCAUUGAGUUUCCUGCAGGCCUCGAAGGUCUCCAGCUCCUUGUGGACAAUUCUCGAUACCUUCGGCCUCGUAAUGCGGACGACAAAGACUCCCUCGCGGUAAUUCGGCAAAGCGGCCCCACCAUUCAAGUUAUCAAUAGCAAGGGAAUUCCAAUAUCAGAAAGGACGGCACACGGCCCAGACUCAUUGCCUCGGGUAGUCAAUGAUAUUGUCCUUGAUGCCGAAGAGCUUGCCCGCGGACAGCAUCUGCUUGGCUUGCACUGCGAAAGUCCUGAAGAGAGGCUCCGCCAUAGAAUCAAAAUCGAAUUUGGGCUCGUCGUAAAAGAGAAACGGGAGAGGAUAAUCCCUCAGGAUGGCACGGGUUACUUGGCAGACGGCGACCGCAUCUAUAUUGACCUACGCAACGAGGGUGACAACACUGUCUACAUAUCCGUAUUUGAUGUCGAUGUGGCUGGAGUGAUUUCUUACCUCUCACGUUCGAGCCCUAUGGGCAUUGACCUAGAAAGCGGUCGCUCAUACACACUCGGUGCACUGGAUCUCGACAGGGGUUUUCCAGGUUUUCCAGUCAGAUGGCCGGACCAAGUUCCGAGGAGGAAGGGCGUUGACGAGAGAUUGGUGGCCGUGGUAACCAGCUCGCCGGUGAGCAUUGGAUAUUUGGGGAAGCCGCGCAAUGGAACAAAACUUCGUUCAUCUGGGAAGGCACCUGGUAACCAGUCCAACCUGGAGCAACUGAUUGAUACCAUCUCGAGCGCUCGAUGGCGCAUUAUUGAUGCCCUAGAAGAAUCUCCUUCCAUCCGCUACGACAUUAUCCAUAUUCCGUUCACACUUCGAACCAGUCAUAGCGACAGCGAUGGUCUACAUACCGACCAGCCGGUUAGGGCUCCUGUGCCUCAAACAGCGAUCGGUUAA
Molecule: messenger RNA, 2013 nt
Organism: Aspergillus calidoustus
Lineage: Eukaryota; Fungi; Ascomycota; Eurotiomycetes; Eurotiales; Aspergillaceae
Source: the annotation of a GenBank genome assembly